ACGACACAGCCGUGUACUACCUCCGAGGGCCGACGGCGAAGCUCAACUUCCCAGAUGAAAUAUCGGGGGGCGGGGGACUGAAGGACCUGUCGGCGGCGUCCAUAAGGAAGAAGGCGGCAGAGGUGGGCGCCAGGGUUGACGCCCUUCAGACCAACGCCGGUCAGCAUGAGUCGAUGAAACCAUCUUGGUAUCAAGACGAGAUUGAUCUGAACAAGAAGCCGGAGCCGGAGGGCGAAGACCCGGCCGGCGUUGACUACUGGUGAUUAAUACAUCAAAAUCUUUAACUAUAAAUACUCUUUUUCCCCCCUAAAUCUUUUUUAGUGUAAGAGGUGAGAUGGUAACAUGAUGCACCUCGUAGUUCGCAGCAGUCUUAGGUUUUCCGUUCAUCUUUUUCCCUAUGUAAUACUCUCUCUCUUCUCUUUCUCUCUCUCUGAAUAGAACAGUUAGUAAUGUAAAUAUAUUUUUAGUUUAUGA
Sesamum indicum (sesame) is the source of this 474-nucleotide messenger RNA. RefSeq names its product ethylene-responsive transcription factor ERF008. The record is from RefSeq and is a predicted model, not a curated record. NCBI's taxonomy places the organism in Eukaryota, Viridiplantae, Streptophyta, Magnoliopsida, Lamiales, Pedaliaceae. Gene Ontology annotation, molecular function: DNA-binding transcription factor activity; DNA binding. Gene Ontology annotation, biological process: regulation of DNA-templated transcription.